This is a messenger RNA of Apis mellifera (honey bee), 1993 nucleotides long. RefSeq names its product protein henna. The record is from RefSeq and is a predicted model, not a curated record. Gene Ontology annotation, molecular function: phenylalanine 4-monooxygenase activity; iron ion binding. Bases 457 to 1785 code for a protein of 442 amino acids. Gene Ontology annotation, biological process: L-phenylalanine catabolic process; L-tyrosine biosynthetic process. The transcript has 8 exons. NCBI's taxonomy places the organism in Eukaryota, Metazoa, Arthropoda, Insecta, Hymenoptera, Apidae.
UUGCAUUCACUGCGCGAACAAACGUUUCGAUUAAUCGAUCUUGACAUCUUCAAAAAUUGAAUUAUGAUGCAAAACAAGUGAAAAAUUGCGCGAGACUAUGAAAUAUCUCAUGAUUUUCCCCUAUUUCUAUUUUUUCUCUUUCGGGGAAAUUUAUAUAUCGAUAUAUAUUUCCCCCCAAAAUGAUUCAAUAAUAACAUCGAGAUUGAUAAUUUGGAGGAUAAUCACAUGUUCCGUUAAUUCUCCCAUAAAAUGCCGGAUAAUAUCGUAUAGAACAGUGAAGGAAAGUGGCGAGGGAGGUAGGGGGAGUCCAUGGACAUAUAUAGCAGACGGGUAAUAGAUUAACGAAGCAUAGUUUCUCUAAACUUAUCUUCGGAUAAACGAAUAAAGUGUUUCGUGAACGAAGAAAUUUCACUUUUGUUUAUUCGAGUGAUAUAUUUGAUAUCGUAUUUGAUCACAAUGUGCGAGCCUAAAUUGGUGCAUGGAGGAAAUUACAUCAAGGAAGGCAGGGAUUCUGCAAAAAGUACUUGCCUGAUAUUCUCACCUAAAGAAGAGGAUUCAGUUGGAGCAUUGGCCAGAUAUCUCAAGCUUUUUACAGAAUAUGAAGUUAAUCUAUUGCAUAUCGAAUCUAGAAGUUCCCUUCGCCAGCCGAACGUGUACGAGUUCAUGGUAGAGUGCGCGCCAGAUGGAGACCUUGGAUCGGUGAUCGAGAAGCUUCGAGAGCAAUGCAGUUACUUCUCGAUCAUUUCCAGAAAUCAUAACGACAAUAUGGGAACCGUGCCGUGGUUUCCACGAAGGAUAAGGGAUCUGGACAAAUUCGCGAAUCAAAUUCUCUCUUAUGGAGCGGAGUUGGACAGCGAUCAUCCUGGAUUCACAGAUCCGGUUUAUCGACAACGGCGUAAAUACUUCGCCGACAUUGCUUACAAUUACAAACAUGGGCAACCAAUACCAAGAGUAAAAUACACGAAAGAAGAGAUCGAGACUUGGGGUAUGGUGUUCAGAAACUUAACGAAGCUUUAUCCCAAGUAUGCCUGCAAGGAGCAUAAUCACGUGUUCCCACUGCUGAUCGAGAAUUGUGGCUACAGAGAGGACAAUAUUCCUCAACUAGAGGACAUAUCAAACUUUUUGAAAGACUGUACCGGGUUCACUCUAAGACCAGUUGCUGGUCUCCUUUCUUCGCGAGAUUUUCUUGCCGGCCUGGCUUUUCGAGUAUUUCAUUCCACGCAAUACAUUAGGCACAGCAGCAAGCCAUUAUACACACCUGAACCAGACGUAUGCCACGAAGUAUUAGGUCACGUGCCUCUCUUUGCCGAUCCAUCGUUCGCACAAUUUUGCCAAGUGGUUGGCUUGGCCUCUCUCGGCGCUCCUGAUGAAUACGUCGAAAAAUUGGCCACGUGUUUCUGGUUCACGGUUGAAUACGGUCUGUGUCGGCAAAAUGGCGAAUUGAAAGCGUACGGCGCUGGAUUACUCUCGUCUUUUGGCGAACUCGAGUAUUGUUUGAGCGGUAAACCAGAAUUACGACCGUUCGACCCGGCGAAAACGGCUUUGCAAAAAUAUCCAAUAACCGAAUAUCAACCUGUCUACUUCGUCGCCGAAGAUUUCGAAGACGCUAAACAGAAAAUGAUAAAAUUCACCGAGACUAUACCAAAAUCAUUUGCGGUAAGAUAUGACUCGUACACUCAAAGCAUUAAUAUAAUCGACAGUAAAAAUCAAAUCGAGAGCCUCGUGUACAACGUGAAUCAAGAAGUACAAAUUUUGAUGGAUGCUUUGAGAAAAUUUAAGAAAUAAUUUUUAUACGUUAUUUUUUAUCGAUUAUUGUUAUAUCAUAUAUUCACGUUACAUUAAUGUAUUAUGUAAGAUAUUAUUAUAUAACAUAACUUAGAAGAAGUUUGUUUAAUAAUAAAGUACUUAACAAUUUUUUUAGAAGAAAUAACAGGAAAAGAAGAAAUGUUUUUAUACGUUAAAUAAUAAAUAAUAAAUUAGUUUUCAUGAUUAA